Mya arenaria is the source of this 6736-nucleotide messenger RNA. RefSeq names its product hemicentin-1-like. Gene Ontology annotation, molecular function: protein binding. Lineage: Eukaryota; Metazoa; Mollusca; Bivalvia; Myida; Myidae. The transcript is spliced from 24 exons. The record is from RefSeq and is a predicted model, not a curated record. Bases 84 to 4949 code for a protein of 1621 amino acids.
GAUACUGUUUACAAAAUAAUACGCCGUUUACAAACACUGUUCACCACUGCCUCGUGGCAUUGCUAUGAUUAUUUAGAAAAACUAUGAGGGAUAAUAAGCUUGUGAAGGUUUUCCAAUGGAACGUCCUUCACUUAUUGCUGACGAUUGCCGGUACGCAAGGUGUUUUCUUGCUGACAUCUGACAAACAAUAUGCACAACUUCAAGGUGAUAUAACAUUAACCUGCAACACGAGUGAUAGUGAUGUAUCGGUUGAGUUUAAUAAAGAUAACAAAUAUGUAGGAAGAUGCAUAUUUUCUUGUGAGACAUUGAAUGCAACCAAGUUCAGUGUGAACAAAGUGAACAAAACGGAGCAUGUUGGAUACAGCAUAUUCACCUUAACGGUGAAGAAUUUUGAGGUGAACGACGAAGGUUCUUAUACAUGUGCAACCAAAGAGCAAUCGCAGGUCUCUAACAUACAAAUCACGUAUGCAGGUAACUUUAGAUUUAACAUUACAUCAGUGACACUAACUCCAAGGACGGAUCCUAUAUCGGUGAUUGAAAAUGUCACACAGCGUUUCCGCUGUGAAACGUCUAGAUGUCGUCCGGAUGCAUUAAUAACGUGGUUUCUUGGCUCCACACAGCUUACUGCUGCAAUUGAGUCCAGCACCUCACAAGAAGUCACUACCAGUACAAUUGACCAUACCCCACAGAAAAACCAACAUGACAUGAACAUCUUCUGUCGUGGAGAUAAUGGUGGUCAACUACAGACAUCUGAACAACCCAGGCUUAACGUUCUUUAUGGACCAAAUGAACCAGUUUGUAAACUAGGUGGAUUACCUUUGUCCUCUGCUGUAACAGUAAAAGAAGGCUGGGAGUUCCGCUUAGACUGCAGCAGCGACGGAAAUCCGUCACCAAGCUUUUCCUGGACGCACCCUGGGGAUGGACCAUCUUAUCCUCUCUUCAUACGCAGCAUCAACAGAACACACGCUGGAAUAUUCAGGAUAAUAGCAAGAAGCAACUUGAUCCCAUCAGAGCAAAAGGCAGUUAAUCUCACCAAGGACAUUUAUGUUAAAGUCGAGGUUCAAUAUCCACCAGAUCUACCGAGCUGCCGCGUCGGAUCGACUGCCGUAUCAUCAAACAUCAUAUCUGCAAUACGCGGAAAUACUAUCACAAUCACCUGCUCAUGUGAUAGCAACCCGUCAUCCACAUACUCGUGGUCUCUUACCGGAGUUUCCACCACAACUUCUGGCCAAAGUCUUGACCUCCUCGUUCAGAAAGCGACUACGAUAACGUUGACCAUGAAAAACAGCAUGCAGUUUACAAACAAAAGCACUGAACAGGGGAGACGCCAGUCGCCAAUCAACGUCCAAGUUCUUUUCCCACCGAGAACACCUAUUUUUCACCUCGGACGAAUGACCGGAGCAAUAAUAACAGACAACACACUGAACGUCAUUCGGGGCAAAGUUACCACCGUGAUAUGUGAGUCAUCUGCCAAUCCACCUCCCACCUAUACUUGGAAUGGAAACAACCAUACGAUGACGUUUACGCCUACAGUUGACGAAACAAUGUCCUGUUGUGUUCGCAACAAAAUGGUUACGACGGGAUACGGAACAGUGUCGGGAAACAACUCAUCAGUUCUUAAGGUCAACGUUUUAUUUGCACCAACUUUUCCGACUUUCCACUUCGGAGGCCGAACCGGAGCAAACAUAACAGGUAACUCUUUGUCUGUUAUUCGGGGAAACAUUACCACCGUCACGUGCGAGUCCACCGCAAAUCCAAUGCCAGCCUACACCUGGAAUGGAGACAACAACACAUGGACGUUUUCGCCGACGGGUGACGAAAAUAAAACAUGCACUGUGCGCAACAGUAUGGUUACUACUAGGAACGAAACAGUGUUCGGUAACAACUCAUCAAUUCUGAACAUCAACAUAUUGUACCCACCGAGUACACCUACUUUUCACCUCGGAGGCCGAGCCAGAGCAAUAAUACCAGACAACACGCUGAACGUCAUUCGGGGCAACGUUACCAUCGUGUUAUGUCAGUCCUCUGCCAAUCCGUCUCCAACUUAUAAGUGGAAUGGAAACAACAAUACGUUGACGUUUACGCCUACAGUUGACGAAAACAAAACGUGCAGUGUUAACAACAGUAUGGUUACGACGGAAUACGGAACAGUGCCGGGAUACAACUCAUCAAUUCUUAAAGUCAACGUUUUAUUUGCACCAACUUUUCCUACAUUCCACUUCGGAGGCGGAACCGGAGCAAAUAUACGAGGCAACUCUUUGUCCGUAAUUCGCGGAAACAUUACCUCUGUCACGUGCCAGUCCAUCGCCAAUCCAAUGCCAGCCUACACUUGGAAUGGAAACAACAGGACAUGGACGUUUACGCCGACGGAUGACGAAAAUAAAACAUGCACUGUGCGCAACAGUAUGGUUACUACUAGAAACGAAACAGUGCCCGGAUACAACUCAUCAAUUCUGAACAUCAAGAUAUUGUAUCCACCAAGUACACCUUCUUUUCACUUCGGAGUCCCGGGUGGAGAAGUAAUACCAGACAACACACUGUACGUCAGUCGGGGCAACAUUACCAGCGUGAUAUGUCGAUCCUCUGCCAAUCCACCUCCUACCUAUACUUGGAAUGAAAACAACCAUACGUUGACAUUUAAGCCUACCGAUGACGAAAACAGAACUUGCAUUGUGUACAACAGUAUGGUUACGACGGAAUAUGGACCAGUGUCUGGAUACAACUCAUCCGUUCUCAGUGUCAGCGUAUUAUAUCCACCAGGAACGCCUGACCUCAGCUUUCCAUCCUGCCUUGGCGAGCCAAUUACUGUGAACACGUCAAUUAAGGUCAUACAGGGACAACCGGUAAAUGUGACCUGUAGCGCCUCGAGUAGGCCCGCCCCGACCUACAGUUGGUCAAGACACCAAUCGAAACAAAGCAACGUGAUGUGGAUACCAAAUGCACAAACGUCUCAUCAAGGAACAUACACGUGCAAGGCAGAGAAUAUCAUGGAUUUCACAUUCGGUGGACCUAUUGGCACAAAUAGCUCAAAGCACUUUCAUCUUGAAGUUCUCAUGCCUCCUAUGGUAAAUCCGCUGACAAACGUCGUGGUACUUGAGCGAGGCAAUGUUUCUGUGGUUUGUCAGGUAACUGAUGGUGUUCCGAACAAGACCGAGUUUAAAUGGGAGAAAAUGUCUGAUAUGACCCCUAUCUCAAUGGAGCAGACACUGAGCAUCGACAAUAUUGAUCGAAAACAGGGUGGGAACUACACAUGUACAGCUUCAAACCUCAUGAGACCUACAGGAUGUAACGCAACCGUUGGCAACAGUAGCAACACAGUAAACAUCGAUGUACAAUAUGAGGCAGAAGUGACGAAUUUUACAGUAUCGAAUUUUAAUCACGGGCAAAACAUUGAAGUAGAUGAAAACACGCAAGUCAUAUUUUAUUGCCAAGUUCAGAGUAAUCCCUUAUCAAAUAUAUCGAUGUUAAAGGAAACCCAAGAUUUAAAGACUGCCAGUCACACAAACGAUUUGGAAUUCACGAUCAGCAAAAGUGUAUGUGAGGACGAAGGUACUUACCAUUGCACAACACAAUAUGCACACAAUACUGAAGCUGAUAUUAGGUCCUUGACGCUAUUCGUAAGAUGUGCUCCUCGUGCAUCAUCGUUGGCCUCAAGAAACCAGAGCAUUACAAGAUCUACCGGAGUGCCUGCAGUAUUCACUCUAAAGCUAGUAGCUUUCCCACGGCCACGAGUGGCGGACAUUAUUUGGGAAAAAAAUGUUUCAGAUCGGAACACGUGGGUUAUCGUUCGUAAUGACACAGAUAUUGACAUACUGAUUUCUGAAGACGGACUUCAAACUCAAUUAUCCUUUAGUUCCGUAAAGGAAGACGAUUUCGGUUAUUACCGCGUACAUGUCAACAACGAACUUGGAAAUUAUACAGAAUCGUUUAGACUGCAGGCGCAAGAGCAUCCGCAUUCUCCUUCCAGUCUGCAACACUUCCAAAAGGCCACAGUUGACACGAUACAUAUUGAAUGGACACCCGGAUUUGAUGGAGGUCUGCCCCAAACGUUUUACAUAGAAUACAGGGAAGUUGGAGCGUCUGUUUGGAGGGAGGAAAGAGGCAUCGCUGGACAAAUCAAUUACACUAUAGUUGGAUUAAAUCCAGCGACAAUGUACGAGAUAAGAGUCUAUUCCACAAAUGACAUUGGUAGAUCAAAUGCAUCAGAGGCUAUAACAGCUAGCACAUUGAAAACCCCGGAAAGCGGCAGACCACCUGUGGUGCUUAUAUCAGUGUUAGUUAUCGUUGUAUGUGUAGUCUUUGCGGUCGUUGUUAUAAUAGUGGUAAUCAAAAAAAGAUUGAAAGGGAAAAAUACAGCAGAUAUGGACCGAUUAACUAUGCACCAUAACCUACAAUCGUUGGGUAACCCUAACACGGACGGGACGGACGAUGACGAAGAUGACGAAGUGAUUAAUCCGAUAUAUGACGGAGGUAAUACUAUACAGGACGAAAUGAACAAGACGGAGGCUCUUUAUUCCCAGCCUCAAAAGAAAAAAGCCGUCAGCGUGGCAAGCGGAGUCGGUGACACCUAUGCUGUCGUGAAUAAAAAACCAAAAGGUAAACCGGGAACGAAACAUCCGUCAAAACCAAAGAAGAAAUCCACGAACACCGAAGAUGUAUACGAAAACGUUGGAUAUCAACGUGGAGCGACUGGUUCAACCACAUCUCAUGGUAUUGAUACCUAUGAGAAUCACGAUGUGCCUCUGGCAAGGAAAGCAGCUAAGAGGAAUGUAAACGCAGAUGGACUGAUAUAUGCAGAUCUUGAGUUUCCAAACCUCCCAAAGGGACAACAGCGAUUUGUCAUCCACGGUUCAGAUAACAUGACAGAUUACGCCACAGUGGACUUGACCAAGAAGGCGGAACCAUUACCUGAAAGCGACGACGAUGAGAGUAAAUCGCCAUCGAAAUAAUGAUACAUCAUAUAGCCACAAAGACCAGUGGUGUUAUCGAUAUGCCCCUGGACAUGCACCUCUACUAAAGACUGAGAGUAUAAGAGUUUGAAUGCUGCUGUUGGCGUUUGUUUUCUUCGACUUGUAUUGUAUUCUUUUAUUUUAUUUUUUUAUAUAUUUGUUCAUGUUUUAAUUAUCACCUCGGUAUGUUUUUUUCAAAAGUUUAAAAAAAGUAUAAUAUCUGAUUACAUCAAAACAGCUCCAAUCGGGCCUUUAAGCAUUCUAAGGAGAAUUAUUUGUAUGGAUAGCUCAUAUAAUUAUCUAGGCAUUUUAUAAGUUGUAUAUUUUUAUGCCCCCGAAGGUGGGCAUAUUAAAAUUGCACCGUCCGUCCGUCCGUUCGUCCGUGUUUCCGGCUCAAUAACUCGUGUCCGGGCUGUAACUUUCCCUUGUUUGGACAGAUUUUAAAAUAGCUUGCCACAUGGGUUCCACAUACCAAGACGAUGUGUCGCGUGCAAGACCCGUGUCCCUACCUCUACGGUCAAGAUCAAACCUAGUAUUUAUUCAUAAUGGAGUGCUGCAUAUAGGACAUAGAGUAUAGAUUGUCGUGUCCGGGCUGUAACUUUCCCUUGUAUGGACAUAUUUUAAAAUAACUUGCCACAUGUGUUCCACAUACCAAGGCGACGUGUCGCGUGCAAGACCCGUGUCCUUACCUCUAAGGUCAAGGUCACACUUUGUGUUUAUUCACAAUGGAGUGCUGCAUAUAAGGACAAAGAGUAUAAGUUGUAGUGUCCGGGCUGUAACUUUCCCUUGUAUGGACAAAUUUUAAAAUGACUUGCCACAUGUGUUCGACAUACCAAGACGACGUGUCGCGUGCAAGACCCGUGUCCCUACCUCUUAGGUCAAGGUCACACUUAAGUGUUUAUUCACAAUGGAGUGCUGCAUAUAAAGACAUAUUGUAUAGGUUGUCGUGUCCCGGCUGUAACUCUCCCUUGUAUGGACAGAUUUUAAAAUAACUUACCACAUGUGCUCCACAUAGCAAGACGAUGUGUCGCGUGCAAGACCCGUGUCCCUGCCUCUAAGGUCAAGGUCACACUUAGGUGUUUAUUCACAAUGGAAUGCUGCAUAUAUAAGGACAUAGAGUAUAGGUUGUCGUGUCCGGGCUGUAACUUUCUCUUGUAUGGACAAAUUUUAAAAUGACUUGCCACAUGUGUCUGACAUACCAAGGCGACAUGUCACGUGCAAUACCCAUGUCCCGAACUCUAAGUUCAAGGUCAUACUUAAUGUUUAUUCACAAUGGAAUGCUGCUUAUAAGGACAUAACCGUGUAGGUUGUCAAGUAUGGGUGGUAUUUUUUAUGUUUAGAGGCAAUUCAAAAUAACUUGCCAUAUGUAUUUGACACGUAAAGGCAAGAUCAACUUUUCAUGUACUGACCUUGUUCAUAGGUCAAUGUCACAUUCGGGGGCAUUCGUCACAUACUGUGACAGCUCUUGUUCUGUUAAAAUUUGAAAAUCCAUAUGAAAUAUUUACAAGUUUUGAAAUGAAUGCAUUUUCGUUUUUUAAUGCUUAUUAUUCAUAUGUUGCUUUGUUUGAAUGUGAUUUAUGUGUUGUUGUCUUUUGUUAAGUUGUAACAUAAACUUGUAAGCUUUGUUAUACUGAUUGCUAAUAAUGAUCAUAUUUUAUUUUUCGUGUCUCACAUUUAAACCUUUUCUGUUAUCGUUGUAUGUAUACGUUUGAUUGCAUGAAUAUUUUGAGUAUGUAAUGAAGAGUACGUUUGUGUUAAAAGUACCUAAUAAAUGUAGUGAAUCUGAA